CUCAAAUAUCCGAAAGGUACAGAACUGAUAGUAUAUUCUGAUAUUCUCAACAAUCUUGACCCUAAAUUUAUUUGUUCAAGCGAAUCAACUGUCUCAAAGAAUGAGCUUGAACUUCUGGUUAACCAAUUAUCAUCUUCAUGCCAUGGAUUUGAAUUCUUAAGCAGAAAUGGUUUCAUUGAUACACGUUUUGAGGAAGCGUGGAAAGUGCUCGAAGGUUCGGGUACGGAGUCAGUCGUUGAUGUUAACCAGAGUCAAGUUGUAAAUUACUCUUUGAAGGAUUCUCUGGAAGUGGAAAGCAGUUUGGCCAAUGAUGCCUUGAUUCCUAUCGACCAAAAUGAUGAUCAGUUGCAAUUUGUCCUCAAUCGGCUUAUCAGGGUAUUUGCCAAUUUUUCGUCUGUAAAUGAGGCUCUUAAAUAUCCCCUAUCUCAAAUAACAGACGGGCUUCCAAUUACGCCAAGAACAUUAUCGGAUUUUAUUGACCGCACUAUAAUGCUUGAUUCCUCAACAAAGUUGUCCUCACUUUGCCGACCCGAUGAGACACUCGUUUUUGGCUUAAAGUAUGAAAAGUUGAUUGUAUUUAUCAACACCUUUAGAUUCUUGAGUGCAAUGAUUUCCUCAUUGAAUAUAUUUUUGCUUCUUGAAUCUCGGUUUGGCAUUCGAAAUAUGCUGAAAAGUGCUCAACUUCGAUGCAGUAUUGACGCCGAAGGUAGAUAUUCAGGAAAGUUUAUGAUCGACGAAGGUGUGAUUGAAAGAAAUCGUCUUCUGGUUAAAUGUUCGGUGCUUGGUGGACCUACUGAACGCCGGUUGCCUCCUCAAUGUCUUUGUGAGCACAAUGCAGAUCCUUAUCCAUAUCCAAUAAUUACUUCCUUGAGCAUAGAGUCCUUUGAACCUUUCAUCAAUAAGUCCAAACCAUUCUGCAAUCAGACCCCGUGUAUUGACAGUCGUCCGGUGAUCUCAAAGAGACCAAUUACAGCUACUUUUGCAUACAUUGUCUUAAACAUUCUUAAAGCCUCUAACGGCCCACGAGUUAAAGCUGAUCUCGAUAUUCUGAACAAAUUGCCAAAUAUUAAGUCGAAAAUUAACGCUUUGGCAAAGCACUUAUCAAAGUCCAACAGACAGAUCCUUGGUAUUGGCUGCCUAUUCGAUAUAUGUCUCCGCGCAAAUCGUGGUAUAAAUCAGCCAAUUUCUUCAUCGGUGCAAUCAAAUUCCGCUUCUUCAAUUUUGCAACCUUGGGAAGAGGUUGCAAUCACUUUGAUUAUUGAAUAUGGUCGUCGUGUAAAGGCAUUAGAUCCCACUGUUUCUGAAAUUACGCAGAAAAUUGAAUUAGCUGACAUGUUACUGUACAUUAAAACUCUAUCAUCAUCAUCAUCAUCGAAUAAACCGCGGGGAACUAAUUCGGAAAACAAUGACCUAGAGGGAACAAAUAGGGAAAGCGAAAUCUUUCAGACAUUCGACUGGUUCGCGGCUCUUAUCUUUCUCAUUUUCAACGGCGAUCGAUCUCGGGCUUCCGAGUUUCUCAGAGGCUUCAAGGAAACAGAACUUGCAAACUUUCUAUGGAACUCUGCGGUGCUCAUUUUAUAA
Molecule: messenger RNA, 1581 nt
Organism: Rodentolepis nana
Lineage: Eukaryota; Metazoa; Platyhelminthes; Cestoda; Cyclophyllidea; Hymenolepididae
Source: the annotation of a GenBank genome assembly